Molecule: messenger RNA, 1113 nt
Organism: Exophiala bonariae
Lineage: Eukaryota; Fungi; Ascomycota; Eurotiomycetes; Chaetothyriales; Herpotrichiellaceae
Exons: 3
Coding region: 1-1113 (370 amino acids)
Source: RefSeq, a predicted model, not a curated record
AUGGCGUCCAUCACCGAAGUAUCCGCUGAGCCAGCUUUCGUUAAACUCCAGUUGCGAACCGCCUAUGGACCGGUGUAUCGCGAUGUAUCAACUCAACCGCCCAGAGAAUGCAAAGAUGACGAGAUACCCUUGAUCGAUAUUUCCGACAUAUAUGGUGACUUUGAAGCUCGGAAGAGGCUGGCUCAAGAAAUCAAGGUUGCUGCUGAGAAUACCGGAUUCUUCUACAUUAGAAACCAUGGUAUCCCUGAGUCAGCAAUUCAGGGAGCACUCAACUCUGCCAAGAAUUUCUUUGCGCAGCCCGAGGAGCAAAAAUUGGUAGUAUCGAAAGACAAGGGGAAAUGGUACAAUGGUUAUUCGGGAAAUGGCACUGCGAUGGCUAGCCCGACGGAAGGCUUGGAUUAUCGUGAAUCCUUCUCGUGGCGGUAUGAGCCACAAUAUGACCCAGAGCCGAAAGAUCUCAAUGCCAUCCCCCCUGAAGUUCAACCUUUCAUUCGUGGCGAAGACUAUGUAUGGCAAGGGACUGAGCACAUUCCUGACUUCAAGAAAGGUUGCAUCACUUACUGGCAAGAAUGUCUCAUACUCGCCCGAAGGCUGGUGAAAAUUUUCGCUCUGUGCCUUGAUCUGCCUGAGAACUAUUUCGACUCUGUCACAACCUUUCCGGGAAGCGAUUGCGUAUAUAAUCACUACCCUUCGAUGAGUGCCGAGCAAGCGGUCAUGAGCCAAGAUAUUGGACUUGGGUCGCAUACAGAUCUCCAGUGUUUUACACUGCUGUGGCAGGAUAUGAAUGGUGGACUCCAGGUCUUGAACAAGGAUGGCCAGUGGAUCAAGGCCAGUCCUAUCGAGGGCACAUUCGUCGUCAAUAUUGGUGACUAUUUGAUGCGCCUGACGAAUGAUCGCCUCAAGUCAACAGUCCAUCGGGUAUAUAACCGUACGACGGUCGACAGGUACUCGAUGCCAUUCUUCUUCGGAUUCAAUUUCAACGAAACUUGUGGGGUGCUUCCAUCUUGCACAGAUGAAGACAACCCGCCCAAAUAUGAGCCGAUCAGCUGUGCAGAUUGGUGCCAGCUUAGAUUUGCCCAAACUGAUGUCUCAACGAAGGUGGUUGCGUAUUAG